AUGCUAAGCAGCAGACGGAUCCUGGCGACGGUCCACCGGCCAUUAAGUCACACGUGGUUCUCGUCCAAUGCAAAUGGUGGUGGGUCAAAGGCGGAGCAAGCCAUGCAUUCAAUGCUUCAAAAACAUUUGGAAGCCAUUUAUGUAAAAGUGACGGACGUAUCGGGCGGUUGCGGUUCCAUGUUUGAUGUGGAGGUGGCGUCUAAGCAGUUUGCAGGCCAAUCGCGGGUCAAGCAGCAUCGUAUGGUUAAUGAGAUCCUUAAGGAAGAAAUUAAGAAUAUGCAUGGAUUAACAAUCCGGACCAUGACACCUGAGCAGUUGCAAAACAAGUAG
Molecule: messenger RNA, 330 nt
Organism: Peronospora farinosa
Lineage: Eukaryota; Oomycota; Peronosporomycetes; Peronosporales; Peronosporaceae
Source: the annotation of a GenBank genome assembly